AUGAACUACAAUAUAAAAAAGGACUUGGAGGACAAACUUACAGAAAGACAGCAGCAGCUAUUUUCUAAAACUAUAUUUGGAAAAUACUUGCAGAUGCAACAUUGUGAAGUCCAAGGGCAGCUGUUCCGGUGUUUAAUGGUCAGAGAGCUGAAGAAAAGCACACCUGAUGCUUUUGUUAUUAACAUUAAUGGGACUGAAUUGACAUUUUCUCUAUUUGAAUUUGCAUUAAUGUCCGGGUUAAAGUGUUAUGGUGAAGAAAUCGUUUUUAACGAGGGUAAAAAUGGACUGUUGGAAAAAUACUUUGGUGGUUCCAAAAAAAACGUUAAAAAGAUGGAGCUAAAUGAGUGCUUCAAUGACAAGAAUUGGGGUGUAGAUGAUGAUGCAGAUCAAGACGCUUUAAAGAUUGCGGUGCUGUAUUUCAUUCAUAACUACAUACUUUCAGGUGAGAAGAGGAACGUCUUAAUUCCAAGACUUCAUUUUGACCCGGUAGACAGUGGACGGUACAAGGACUACACAUGGGGCAAGGAAGCAUUUGUUGAUUUGAUUAAAAGCAUUCACAAUAAGAUGGACAAGCCGAAACAGUAUUACUGUCUUCGGGGUUUUCCAUUUGCUAUUCAAGCAUGGUUAUAUGAGUGUUGUUCCAAUGUGGACCCAGAUUUAGCCGUAAGAAAUGGAGACCGAUUCCCCAGGAUCUUAAAUUGGAAGACAGUAGACCCAACACCAUCAUUUAACCACCUGAUGACUGGGAUGUUCAAGGAUGACGUAUCUGAGGACCAUGUUACAUAUAAUAAUAUUGUGCCGGUCAUUUCUGAGGUUGAGACUCUUGGACUACGUCCAUAUCUCAGCAACAGAACUGCAGCAACCACCAACACACAUGAGGUUGCAGAUGAUUAUGAUGAUUUCAGUUCCACACCACCCCACUUGGCUGCUGCAAAACAACCUCAAAAGAAGGAUGCAUCAAAAUCUCCACCACACAAGAAGCCGAAACAGAUGCGAACUGUACCACAGACAGUGGACAAUACAGCAACUCCAAUCCCAAGUACUGUUACUCAUUCUAGGGGUGGACGAUCUACCAGACGUCCUAUUUUGGCAUCAAACAAGUCUGUUGCAACAAAGGAAAAGGAAAAGUCAUGUCCAACCACCCCCCGUCUCCAUCCCGACCGUGUUUCUGAUGAUGCUCCAAAUACCAGCAAAUCAGAUGACAUCAAAACUUUGAGGCAGGAACUUAACGAGUUUAAGAACAAUGUUUAUGCUGAAUUAAAGGAUCUUCGCAAAGCCAUGGAUGCAAAAUUCGACAGGGUUUUUGACCUUAUCAAAGGGCAUCAAACUUCUGAAAAGGGUGCUGACAGCGAGGCUCCAGUUCAUCUUCCCGAUGCUGACAUACAUCAGCCAGCGGACGACUACAUGGACCAUGGGGAUGACAUUCAAAUGGAGACGGAUACAGGCCAUGUAGAUUCAGCAAUUGGAGUGGAGACAGGACAGGGAGAUGUGCCAGAUAUUGGAGUCGGUCAUUGCAACGAGAGUGGGGAUACACUAAAAGCUUCGACUGAAGAGAUUAAUGACGGAGGUGAUCUUUCAGGAGAACCUAAGAGCUCAGCCCAGUUCCCUUGUGAUGUAUCACAGAAAGAUAAAGAUGAAGGAAACCAUGAAUCUGAUGCCACUCGACAAGAUGAUUCAUCGAACAAUAGUGAGGGCAUGAUAGCACAGGUCCUAGCUGAUAUAGCUGCCUCAGACAUAGCUACACAAUCAGUUAAAGAACAAGAUGCCGGGGAACACAUUGAUCAUAUUGUAUCUGAGAAGCCCUAUAUUGCAGUUACGGACGCAAAACCUCUAUCUCAGUGGUUGUUUCCCGACGAGUUUUUACCAAGCCAGACUCCUGGAAAACAAGUGAUUUUGCAUCCAUCAAUGUCUCGAGCCACUCGUCCCAGUAGAUACAAGAGUUCACCAUACAUGACAGAUUUUGGUUCAGCUUCAGGAAGCAGUUCGUCGAAGAUCCAUGUGUCUAUUUUUGACAAAAAAUUUCCAUUUGAGCAAGAUCCCAUUAUCGGUCCACUUGAUGUACAACUUCUUGAUCAAUACCGUGUGUGGCUUCGUCACGGAUUACUUGUUAGGCACGAUAACAAGUAUGUUUUUUUAUCCACAAGUACAGAUUUUGUUUUUUUGGUCAUUUUGUUCUUUUUAUCAAUACCGGUCAUCUUGUUUUUGUUUUUGCUAUACACACCCCUUUCUUUGUCUCUGUGUAUGUGUAUGUGUUUUCGAGAUAUCAUAACAUAAGUUUUCUUUGUUUUUUUUGGUCAUCUUGUUCUUUGUAAGACUUACUAGUAUAUCUUUUUUGACCUGUUUUUUUUUUUUUUUUUUUUUUUUUUUUUUGCAUUCAUGUUCAACUUGAUUUUUUGUUUGGCAUACAUACUGAUUUUUUUUGGCAUACAUACUGCUUUAUUUUUGUCUCGCUCUAUGUGUAUGUAUCUUUCUGUAUGUGUGUUAUACUGUCAUAUUUAUUAUUUUUUCACACAUACCAUUUUCAUUUGUCUCUGUA
Molecule: messenger RNA, 2536 nt
Organism: Lycium barbarum (goji berry)
Lineage: Eukaryota; Viridiplantae; Streptophyta; Magnoliopsida; Solanales; Solanaceae
Exons: 7
Coding region: 1-2274 (757 amino acids)
Source: RefSeq, a predicted model, not a curated record